Microtus oregoni (creeping vole) is the source of this 4473-nucleotide messenger RNA. RefSeq names its product TIMP metallopeptidase inhibitor 3 (gene Timp3). NCBI's taxonomy places the organism in Eukaryota, Metazoa, Chordata, Mammalia, Rodentia, Cricetidae. The record is from RefSeq and is a predicted model, not a curated record. The transcript is spliced from 5 exons. Gene Ontology annotation, molecular function: protease binding; metalloendopeptidase inhibitor activity. Gene Ontology annotation, cellular component: extracellular matrix. Gene Ontology annotation, biological process: negative regulation of endopeptidase activity; negative regulation of membrane protein ectodomain proteolysis. Bases 319 to 957 code for a protein of 212 amino acids.
GGACUCUGCGCACAGUGGGCAGCAGGCAGCCACCAGCACCGGGAAGCUUCUUCUCCCACUUCUCCGCUCUGGUUCCGGAUCCUUCUCCCGGAGGCCACUCACUGGCUCUGCGGACGCACGCUCCAGCCACCCAACGCCAGUUCGCGGAGUCCCAACCCGUCCCGCUGAGCAACUUGGAGGACACUUUCCCGGAGCUCAAAGUUGCCCAGCGUGCACGGUCAGAUCUGGCGAGUGAGCUCGGACUGCAGUAUCCGCGCCAGCACUCGGCAACUUUGAAGAGAAGAGCAGCCGUCCCCGCAGCGGACAGCAGCAGCUACGAUGAUGACUCCCUGGCUUGGGCUUGUCUUGCUCCUGGGCUGCUGGAGCCUUGGGCACUGGGGCGCCGAGGCGUGCACAUGUUCGCCUAGCCAUCCCCAGGAUGCCUUCUGCAACUCCGACAUAGUGAUCCGAGCCAAAGUGGUGGGAAAGAAGCUGGUGAAGGAGGGGCCUUUUGGCACACUGGUCUACACCAUUAAGCAGAUGAAGAUGUACCGAGGCUUCAGUAAGAUGCCCCAUGUGCAGUACAUCCACACGGAAGCCUCUGAAAGUCUCUGUGGGCUUAAGCUAGAGGUCAACAAAUACCAGUACCUGCUGACAGGCCGUGUCUAUGAAGGCAAGAUGUACACAGGGCUGUGCAACUUUGUGGAGAGGUGGGACCAGCUCACACUGUCCCAGCGCAAGGGGCUCAAUUACCGCUACCACCUGGGUUGCAAUUGCAAGAUCAAGUCCUGCUACUACCUGCCUUGCUUUGUGACCUCCAAGAAUGAGUGUCUCUGGACCGACAUGCUCUCCAAUUUUGGCUACCCCGGCUAUCAGUCUAAACACUACGCCUGCAUCCGGCAGAAGGGUGGCUACUGCAGCUGGUACCGAGGAUGGGCCCCUCCAGACAAGAGCAUCAGCAACGCCACAGACCCCUGAAUGCAGACCUGUCCCACCUCACCUCCUUCCCAUCCCACUGAGCCUCCCGGACACUAACUCUUCCCAAAUGAUGACAAUGAAAUUAGUGCCUGUUUUCUUGCAAAUUUAGCACUGGGGACACUUAAAGUCUCUGCUGUCUAUGGAGUUGAUUUGGAACUACCCUCCUGGCCCUGCCCCUCCCCCUUCUUUUUUGGUUUUGACAUCACCCAUUUCUAACUGGGAAUCUCUGGUGCCAAGCCAGAAAGAAAGAGCACGCAUACUCCUCUUCUUCAUGAUAUAUAAUCUAUAUUUUUUUAGGAAAACAAAAAUUGAAAAAUUCUAUGCUGUUUGGGCAUUUAAUAGCUACUCCUUUUUCUUCCUCUCUAGACCCACAUCCAGUUACACUUCUUCAUCCUAGUAUACAAAGAGUAUAGAUAAGGAAGUUGGCACAGGUCCAACUGUUUCCCAGUCAGUCAAGGACAGCAAGCAGACAGACACCAGGUAUUUGAAAGACCUUAACCACAGAGGAUAGACAACUGUGUAUCUGGAUCAGAUGGUCUGUCUGUUCGUGUCUGCUUGUCGGAGUGAGGGAGGGAAGGGGCAAAUGGCAGGAGCAGGUCUGAGGUGACACACAGUUCCCCAGCCCUGUGAUACUUGGGUUGAUUAGAUCUUUCAAUCCCGGAGCAAGCAUAUGUCAGAGUAAUAGAGCUUUCUGAGUUCAUGAAGACUUAAGCAUCUGCCCGAGUUGAACAUGUCUGUCUGUACAAAAAUUCAGACAAAGUGUUGGGACGAACAUAUUUUCUUUCCUGCCUCCCAUGAGAGACAUCCUCCUGGGAAUUCUUGGGGAAGUUUGGCUCGAAGCUUGCCAAUGUAUAAUCUGAAGAAACAUACACCAGACACUAUCCACAGAUAUAGUCAAGUAGAUCUGGGUAGAGGAUACUAUUUCCAAAGUAGUGUUUAGCUCAUCUAGGGGGAUGUGUUUAUAUCCACAUUUUCAUAUACCCAUAGGGGAUUAUGAGCUAAUUUUUAUAGGACACAGAAUUCUAUUCGAUGCUGUUAAAUAUGCAAAUCGUUUAAUCUCUUUUCUUUUUAUUGUUUGAUGGGAAAUUGUGACAUUCCAAGUUGACUUUUUUUUUUCCAUUUGAAUUAAAAUUUUGAAACUCCGAAAACCCUCAACACCCUCUUGUCCCUAUAACUGGGGUCAUCUGACCUCUCACCUCCUUUCUUCCUUCUGCUUAGUGUUUGGGUGCCCUUCACUUAAUUGCCUUACUGGCCAUCUGAUGGCAGGUGAGUGUGAGAGCAGGUUAGGGGUCUCCACACGAGAGGGACAGUUGCAUAGCGUCCUGCUUCGGUGGAAUGCCUCCUCUCCUGGAUCUGGGGACAGCAUACUCUUCUUCCCCAGCUCAGGAGUGGGUGAACAUUACCUCCUGAGGUGGUCACCUCUCAGAAUGAACACGGUUGGUCACUGAGGGAGCCAGGCUCUGCCAUCAAACUGUAGGCCUCUUUUUGUGUUGUAUUUUUGUUUUUAAAAUAAAACUAUAAUAUAAAUUUUCCUAUUAAAUAAGAUUAUUUUAAGUUUUAGUGUCAAAAAUGCAUUGCCGAUAGUAGAUGAUAAUGUGUAUUUUACAGAGUCUGAGGUGGUGAGGUGGUGACAUUUAACACAGUUACUCUGUCUCUUUUCAGAUUAUGGGUAUUUAUCCUCUAUUAGUAUCAUAUCUUCAGUUCAUUCCACAUUAGGAGAUGUAGUUACCAAUUAUAAGUAGAAAGAGAGAGAAAGAAGCCAACACGUUCCAGCGUCUGCCCCCCCAACCCCACCCCACAUACACCUGCUUUGGAGCAGGAAGACAGUUCAGGCGAUGGGUGUCAAGUUUCCUCUUGGUUGAUUUCAUUUCCCCUGUGCUCACAGGGAACAGAAGGCACAACCCUUUCCACGAUGUGGAGCAAGAGGAGCUGAGGUCAGCAAGCCAGUGGUUCUUCAGGGGUGACUUAUUGUUUGGGGUUCUUUGCUUCAACCUUAGAGUCUCCUAAUAUGGAGUUCCCAAUUUACCCAGCUCAAGUGCUCUCCCAUGUGCGCACGCGCGUCUCUUCCAAGAGGCCUUUAGCCAUUCUCAAUCCUGUGUAAUAACCUCACUCCUAGAGGGAGAGACCUAAGGUGAGGCCUGAGGAUGAGACACCUGAUGCUAACCCGUUAAUCAGCUGGCAGAACCGUGGCCGCAGUUGGCUGUGGAGGCCCUGGCGAGAAGUUCUGGGCAAGGAGGGAUUCUGGAAAGUCACGUCAUCGGAGGGAGGUUUUUGAGCUUUCUAUAAGCUAUAGCUUUGUUUAUUUCACCUGUUCACUUACUGUAUAAUUUAAAAUCAUUUCUGUAGCCGAGACACUUUGGUAUUUCAAUCAUAUCAUGAAUGUUUUAUUUUGCUAAAAUCAUGUGACAUGCGUAGGCUGUCAGUGUACACUGUGUCUAAGAGAAGAAAGAGAAAGAAAGAAAGGAACCCCCAUGCCUUUUCCUGAUUCAAAUUCUACAGUAGAAUGGAGGGUAGAAUACUGAGACGCAAGCAUUCAGCUAGACUGGAGUUCAAGGAAAUAGAAGGUACUAGAAGCAGCCUCCUCCAGCCUCCUCCCCCGUAGAAUCCCAAGGGUGGGAAGGAGAAGAAGAAAACAAAACAGAAACAAAAGCACACUGAUGUCCUUGUCCUGUAUCAGCUACCCCUGGGUCACCUGCCACCCACUUCCCAAGACCCUUUCUCCUGCUCACCCAGGAAGCUAUGGUUUCUGCAAAGUCCGUGACCAUGGCAACUGUGACACCAAGCUCUCUUUGUCUCAUCCAGGCAUCUUUUCUUAUACAUAGGCUUUUGCUUCCCAGGACUGCACUCUACUGUAGCCAGGGUGGGGAGCAUAAAGAAACCCCAGUACCUACCUUCUCCAGUCCUAACCCUGCCAAACAAACCCUGUUUCAUGUUGUGCUUCUUAAACAAUAAGAGACACACAAGGACUUUUGGGGAUAGCUCUUUCUGGGAGAAAAAUGUGGAUCCAGGAAGCAUUGCCCUUCCUUGCCUCACACCAAGGGGCAGUAGGUGGUUGGCUCCCAGCUACUUAAAGUUAAAAACAUCACUCUAGUAUUUGUAUCAGAGAAAAAUUAAAAAAAAAUCUAAUCUAAUGGCAGAAGCACAAUGAAAUGGGAAAAGGCAGGAGAGGUGGUCUCAACAGACUUUAGUUGGCUAUUUAGAUUGAGGAGGAGAGGACCUAAGAACAUGACCAUGCUCGGAUGACAGGGGUACCUUAGAUUCUCUAUGACUACUUUUCCUCUAGCCAGUUGGCUGCGCUGAAGCCCAGUAAUGACGAAGAGACACCAACCAGAGAAAACCCUGUCUAGAAGGAAUGUAUUUGUUGCUAAAUUUUGUAGCACUGUUUACAGUUUUCCUCCAUGUUAUUUAUGAAUUUUAUAUUCCGUGAAUGUAUAUUGUCUUGUAAUGUUGCAUAAUGUUCACUUUUUAUAGUGUGUCCUUUAUUCUAAACAGUAAAGCGGUUUUAUUUCUAUCACA